AUGACAUCUACCAUACAGAGCAUUGCCAACGCUAUCCCUUCCUUGGGAAGAGCUAGGCUGCUUAUCAAUUCUGCAGACGAUGUGGUCAUCGUUUCAGCCGUCAGGACGGCAAUCACCAAGGCAAAGAAGGGAGGUUUCAAAGAUUGUCUCCCUGAAGACCUACUCGCAGCCGUGUUGAAAGAGACUUUGAAAAGAAGUAAGAUUGAUCCUGCCAAGAUUGAGGAUAUUGCCGUUGGGAAUGUCCUUCCACCUGGAGGAGGAGCAAACGUAGCUCGUAUGGCUCAGCUCUACGCCGGGAUCCCAUAUACUACACCCAUCAAUACUGUCAAUCGACAAUGCUCCUCCGGUUUGACGGCUGUCGCCCAGAUCGCUAAUGAAAUCAAAUCUGGUGAGAUCGACAUUGGAAUCGGCGCUGGAGUAGAACAUAUGACCGCCAACUAUGGCGCUGGAGUACUGCCUGAAAGGAUGUCGGAUGAAGUUCUUUCCAACCCUGAAGCAGCGGAUUGUCUCGUUCCAAUGGGUAUCACCAGUGAGAACGUUGCCAAGCAGUAUGGGAUUUCCCGAGAUACCCAAGAUACCUUUGCCGCGAACUCAUUUGCUAAGGCUGCCGAAGCGCAGAAGUUGGGUAAAUUCAAGAGUGAGAUCGUGCCUGUCAAGGUGAAAUGGACCGACCCCAAAUCGGAAGAAGAAAAGGAGAUUAUCGUCGAUUCGGACGACGGUAUACGAGCAGGUGUGACCAAAGAAUCUUUGGCAAAGCUCAAACCUGCCUUUUCAGCCGAUGGCAGUACUCACGCUGGGAACGCAUCUCAAGUUUCCGAUGGUGCAGCUGCUGUAUUGCUGGCUAGACGAUCCGUAGCUCAGAAAUUGGGUCUUCCAAUCUUGGGGAAAUUUGUCACUUCUGCCGUUGUGGGUGUUCCGCCGAAGCUCAUGGGCAUCGGCCCCGCAUUCGCCAUUCCCAAAGUCUUACAAAAAGCCGGUAUAUCCAAAGACGACGUAGACUUUUUCGAAAUCAACGAAGCUUUCGCUUCUCAAGCAGUCAUGUCCAUUCAACAUCUUCAUAUCCCCUUUGAAAUUGUCAACCCGGUCGGAGGUGCCAUUGCCAUUGGUCAUCCAUUGGGAUGUACGGGUGCUAGGCAGAUUGCAACGGCUCUAGCUGAAGCGAAGAGGGAGAAUAAGAAAGUUUUCGUCACUAGCAUGUGUAUUGGUAGUGGGAUGGGAAUGGCGGCUGUUUUCGUCAAUGAACAGUGA
Messenger RNA from Tremella mesenterica DSM 1558, 1248 nucleotides. RefSeq lists its product as uncharacterized. The coding region runs from base 1 to 1248 and encodes 415 amino acids. NCBI's taxonomy places the organism in Eukaryota, Fungi, Basidiomycota, Tremellomycetes, Tremellales, Tremellaceae. Gene Ontology annotation, cellular component: peroxisome. Gene Ontology annotation, molecular function: acetyl-CoA C-acyltransferase activity. Gene Ontology annotation, biological process: phenylacetate catabolic process; fatty acid beta-oxidation. The record is from RefSeq and is a predicted model, not a curated record. The transcript has 9 exons.